Messenger RNA from Otolemur garnettii (small-eared galago), 852 nucleotides. RefSeq names its product ring finger protein 166 (gene RNF166). Bases 106 to 852 code for a protein of 248 amino acids. Gene Ontology annotation, molecular function: ubiquitin protein ligase activity. NCBI's taxonomy places the organism in Eukaryota, Metazoa, Chordata, Mammalia, Primates, Galagidae. The transcript is spliced from 5 exons. Gene Ontology annotation, biological process: ubiquitin-dependent protein catabolic process; protein polyubiquitination. The record is from RefSeq and is a predicted model, not a curated record.
CUCCGGUGACGUCACCGCCGCCGUCGCGGCCGUGACGCGCGGGCCGGACCGGGCCGGGCCGGGGCAGGACAGUGGGGCAAGCGGCGGCGUGGGCCGGGCCCCGGAAUGGCGAUGUUCCGCAGCCUGGUGGCCUCGGCGCAUCAGCGGCAGCCGCCGACUGGGUCUGCGGGCGGCGAUAGCGGCCUGGAGGCGCAGUACAGCUGCCCCAUCUGCCUGGAGGUCUACCACCGGCCCGUGGCCAUCGGCAGCUGCGGCCACACGUUCUGUGGGGAAUGCCUCCAGCCGUGCCUGCGGGUACCAUCUCCCCUGUGCCCACUCUGCCGCCUGCCCUUCGACCCCAAGAAGGUAGACAAGGCUGCCCAAGUGGAGAAGCAGCUCUCAUCCUACAAGGCGCCCUGCCGGGGCUGCAACAAGAAGGUGACCCUGGCCAAGAUGAGAGUGCAUGUCUCCUCCUGCCUGAAGGUCCAGGAACAGAUGGCCAACUGCCCUAAGUUUGUCCCUGUGGUGCCCACAUCCCAGCCUAUCCCCAGCAACAUUCCUAACAGGUCCACCUUCGCCUGCCCAUACUGUGGUGCCCGCAACCUGGACCAGCAGGAGCUGUUGAAGCACUGUGUGGAGAGCCACCGCAGUGACCCCAACCGUGUGGUCUGCCCCAUCUGCUCGGCGAUGCCCUGGGGCGACCCCAGCUACAAGAGCGCCAACUUUCUGCAGCACCUGCUCCACCGGCACAAGUUCUCCUAUGACACCUUCGUGGUGGGUUUUGUCCUGCUCUUCCCUCCCUGGCCUCCCACCCUCCUGCCAGCCUCAGGGUCCCUGUGUCAUGGGAAGCCGAGAACACAAAAGCUUAGGUAG